Molecule: messenger RNA, 646 nt
Organism: Daldinia decipiens
Lineage: Eukaryota; Fungi; Ascomycota; Sordariomycetes; Xylariales; Hypoxylaceae
Exons: 2
Coding region: 149-541 (130 amino acids)
Source: RefSeq, a predicted model, not a curated record
CAAUGAAUCAAUCUAUUUCAAUUUCCCCCAUCUUCCCAUGUAUGUAUGUGCCUUUGUAGGGGGAGGUUCGCUUCGGAAGACGCACGUGCAGCUGGCGGUCUGCUUGCGUCCGACCGUUUGACCUCUCCUGUUUACGUGCGCGUGCAGCAUGGGGAGGGGGGAGGACAUUCCUCGAGUCGGCGACUGCGGAAUUACAUACCCUAACUCGGCCCUUGCAGGUCCAUGUAUAGUCGAUCCCCUCUUCUACUGGCACGUUGCUGUCGACAGCAUUCCUGCCCCGCGAACUAAUUCGCUUCGCUUCCUUUCCCCCCUCAAAAAAGCAAAAAAACGAAAAAAAAAAAAAAAAACCACAAAAGCUCGUGUUGAUUGGGCUGGCUGCUUUUUCGUAUCCCGUCCCCAUGUCGCUCUAUCGAGCGCUUUCGGAUGGGCUAUCCUGGUUACCGUGAUAUUUUAUUCCGUUUCGCAUAAAUUGAAUGAGUGGAUGUUCAUUUUCAUGUACUUUGCUUCUUGCUUUUUUCACGGCGUCCAAUUGGGGAACUAGGGUUGGGCAUGAGGUGUGGGUACCAAUAGACCUCGGGCAUAUGAAUUGGGAGGCAUCUAGGGUAUCGACACGCGGGGCGGGUGAAUACACGAAGGGCAUAAUGGC